Messenger RNA from Physeter macrocephalus (sperm whale), 4121 nucleotides. It is a transcript of the gene TSTD2, whose product is annotated as thiosulfate sulfurtransferase like domain containing 2. Bases 196 to 1782 code for a protein of 528 amino acids. The record is from RefSeq and is a predicted model, not a curated record. The transcript is spliced from 10 exons. Lineage: Eukaryota; Metazoa; Chordata; Mammalia; Artiodactyla; Physeteridae.
AGACUUCCGGAGUGAGGUGAGGUCCCCGGCGUUCCUUCCUACGCAAAUACAGGCUGGGCCUGGAGGUGCGAGGGCAGUGAGCGGUGACAGUUGCUAGGCGGAGACCUUCCCGUGAAGAAAGAUUUAAGAAAGGAUCAGGACAGGCCGGAGAUAGUUAACUGAAAGGAGUCUGCCUCACUGCUGGAACCAAACCAGAUGCCUUCUUCCACUUCACCAGACCAAGGAGAUGACCUGGAGGCCUGUGUUUUAAGGUUUUCAGACCUGGAUUUGAAAGACACAAGUCUUAUCAAUCCCAGUAGCAGUAUCAAAGCAGAGUUAGAUGUCAGUACAAAGAAGAAAUACUCAUUUGCAAAGAAAAAGGCAUUUGCCCUUUUUGUCAAAACUAAAGAACUUCCCACACCUCCUUCUGAGUAUAAAGAAAAAUGGUGGAAAUGCUGUCAGCAACUAUUCACAGACCAGACCAGCAUCCACAGACAUGUGGCAACACAACAUGCUGAUGAGAUUUACCAUGAGACUGCUUCUGUUUUAAAGCAGCUGACUGUGACAUCGAGCACCUCAAAGACUCUUAAGUCUGCAGACAAAAGAAACCCUUUCAAAGACCACCUUACCCAUAACCAUGAAGUGUCUGCUUGGCUCCCUGAUACAAGCUGCUUUAGCCCUGAUGAGCUGUUAAGUGGCCAGGGCAAUGGUGAAGGGGAGGUGCUACUUUAUUACUGCUACUGUGACCUGGAGGAUCCUGAUUGGAUCUGUGCCUGGCAGACAGCUCUGUGUCAGCACCUGCACCUCACGGGCAAGGUUCGAAUUGCUACAGAAGGAAUCAAUGGGACAGUGGGUGGAAGCAAAUUGGCCACGAGACUCUAUGUAGAAGUCAUGCUUUCCUGCCCAUUGUUUAAGGAUUAUCUGUGUAAGGACGAUUUUAAGACCAGCAAAGGAGGAGCUUGCUGUUUUCCAGAAUUGCGUGUUGGUGUGUUUGAAGAGAUUGUGCCCAUGGGGAUCAGCCCCAGUAAGAUCUCCUAUAAGAAGCCUGGAAUCCAUUUAUCCCCAGGUGAAUUUCAUAAAGAAGUAGAGAAGUUUCUGUCUCAGGCAAAUCAUGAAGGAAGUGAUACUAUCCUACUGGACUGCAGAAACUUCUAUGAAAGCAAAAUAGGACGGUUCCAGGGCUGCUUAGCCCCAGACAUCAGGAAAUUCAGUUACUUCCCUAGCUAUGUUGAUGAAAAUCUAGAACUUUUCAAAGAGAAGAGGGUGCUGAUGUAUUGCACUGGGGGCAUCCGUUGUGAGCGGGGUUCAGCCUACCUCAAAGCCAAGGGAGUGUGCAAGGAAGUGUUCCAGCUCAAGGGUGGCAUCCACAAGUACCUGGAGGAGUUUCCUGAUGGUUUUUACAAAGGGAAGUUGUUUGUUUUUGAUGAGCGUUAUGCCUUAUCCUUCAACAGUGACAUAGUGUCAGAAUGUUCAUAUUGUGGGGCCCCAUGGGACCAGUAUAAACUGUGCUCCACUCCCCAGUGCCGCCAGCUCGUCUUGACCUGCCCUGCCUGCCAAGGACAAGGAUUCACAGCCUGUUGUGUCACGUGUCAAGACAAAGGGAGCAGGCAGGCUGCAAGCCCAGCCCAGAGCAGCUUUAAAGAGGAAUGCGAGUGUACAGCCCGACGGCUACGCGCACCCAGGGAGCUCUUACAGCAGGGGCGACUCCCUGCGAGCCUGGGGCCCAGGCCAGGUGAUGAUGAGGAUGGGCCAUGCUUACAUGAGCGGCCCCAUCUGCCUUUCCCCAAGCCUUCACAGAGCUAGGUUUGGGGCGACCAUGUAUUGGAGAAUAUUAGGGCUGUUCCAGCAGAGAAACAGGGAAAUUUAGUGCUGCCAGAGCCACCAUGGCCAACUGGUCACCAUGUUGGCCACCUGUCCUUCACAAGAGGAGGGAAGAGGGAGUUGGCUGCUGACCUCUUACUGGAGACAUUCUGACUCAGAAGAUGCUAGAGCACAGAAAAAGGUGAGCUGUGUAGGAUCCCAAAGCUGCUGAGGGAGAGAGCCUUGAGCCUGGUGACCAGGUCAUGCCCUUUCUGUGCCAUGCAGCAGGGCUGGGAGUAGUCAUUUUGCUUAUCAGCAAACCUGUCUGUCCUGAUGGCAGAAUGUGAAAGCUGUGUCCCUGGAAGUGGACUCCUUGGAACCAGGCCCCUUAGGUCAAUCUGCCAUCCACCCCUACCCUUCUCUCUUCUCUGCUAGCCUCAGAGCACUAGACCAGGAUUUGAAAACUAUGGCAUUUGGCCCACCUCCUUCUGUAAAUAAAGUUUUAUUGGAAUAGCCACACCCAUUCAUUUACAUAUGACCUAUGGCAGAAUUAAGUAUUUACGAGAGACAUUAUGGCCUGCAAAAACUGCAGUAUUUCCAGGCAUACCUUGGAGAUGUUGCGGAUUCGAUUCCAAACCACCGCAAUUAAGUGAGUCACACGAAUUUUUUGGUUUCUUAGUGCAUAUAAAACCUAUGCUUACAUUAUACUGUAGUCUAUUAAGUGUGCAAUAGCAUUAUGUCUAAAAAAACAAUGUACAAAACCUAAUUAAGAAAUUUUAUUGCUAAAAAAUGCUAACUAUCAUCUGACAAUGCAGGGUUGCCAGAAACCUUCAUUUUGUAAAAACCGAAAUAUCUGCGAAGCACAACAAAAAAAGGUGUGCCUGUACUAUCUGGCCCUUUACAGAAAAAAACUUGCCACCCCUAGUCUAGACCAACAGCUCCUCUGAUGGAGGAGAUGGUCUUAAAGAUGUGGUCCACCUUCAUGUUUCAUUGGUUUGGUUUCUGUGAGAGAUUUCCUCUGCUUUCCCCGACACCCACACUCUUAGCUCUGAAGUAGUCUCUUUGAGAGAUUCACAUUAGCUCGAUGACACUGACACUUGGGCAGUAGUUUUUAGGUGAACGCCUCAGAAUACAAGACAUUCUGUGUGAGGUUAUUCAGCACUGCUGUGGUGGUUUCCCAGCCUCUAGCCAACAUGUCCGGCGCAUGUCCCUGGCCCACAAGUCCCAAGAAACACAUGCACAGCCAUUCUUAGACCAGCAGAUUUAAUAUUAUAUUGCAGUUUCCAGUGAUGCAGAAUACAGCUGCAGUUGUGUUUCAAGGAGAAGCCGAGUGGGGCUGGCCGUUCCUGCAGCACGGAGCCACUCCUGGGCCCAUCCGCAGCCUCAGUAGACACUCCUCCAUAGUGGUGAGGCCCUGGCUCCACCUCUGGUUACCUUGUACUGUCCCAUCAUUACAGUUCCGUGUGCAAGACUUUUCCUUUUUUGCCAAAAACCUCUCUGCUCAGUGCUGUGCAGCUUAGUCUGUGCUCGUCAGCUCUUUGGCUUAUCCUUUUAUCAUAAGAUUUGCGGAAUCACUCACGAAAAUAACUCCCCAAGCAACAGAAAUACUAGUUUAACUGGCACCGUGGUAUAUUAAAAGGCACAAGGGCAGCGUGGCUUAAUAUUUUUGCUGGAUCCUAAGAGAUGCACGUGAUAUUAAGGGAUCCGGCAGAAAUGCCAAAAUUACAUUUUCAGAAUAAUCAUCUUGGUGGUUUGGCCAGGUUUCCUAGUUCUUAAAUAUCUAGAUUUUCUUCACCACUGACCUUUGGAGGCUUAAUUUACAGGCAUGAGAUCAGUGGUGACUUGUCUAAGAAGUGAUGUGAUAGGUAGUUGAAGUCUGUAAGCAUAAGCCAUGAUGGACUAGAAAUUUGUCUCUCUAGUGACGUGCCUCCCAUAAGGCAUUGGCCCACUGUGCAACAGAGAAAGGUGUUUUCAAGUAUUUGGCCAUAGGUUUUCACAUCCAUCGUAAGGUUGGCAUUCGAUAAGGAAAAAAUUCUUUCUGACUCCAGUAUUCAAUUGUAAAUAAAUCCCAGAUGUUCAUAAAGAACACCCAGGGAAAUGUUUGUUGCCUGGAAUUGGUUUAAAAAAAAAAAAAAGGACGGUUUUUAAAAUUUGAGACUUCACCAUUGGCUUUUUCUAUCAUUUCCUCGUAACCAGCUUAAGGAAUCUCAUGUUCUUUGAUUCCUGGCAGAGCUCUGUGGCUUCAGUCUUUGUGUCUUUCUUGAGGGGAAAAAAAUUGUGUUCUUGAUCCAGAAAUCAAUUUAGCAACUUUAAUCUUGAGCUUCUUAAAAUUUAAAGGAGAA